Messenger RNA from Frankliniella occidentalis (western flower thrips), 1865 nucleotides. Its product is annotated as small G protein signaling modulator 1-like. Gene Ontology annotation, molecular function: GTPase activator activity. NCBI's taxonomy places the organism in Eukaryota, Metazoa, Arthropoda, Insecta, Thysanoptera, Thripidae. The annotation marks the transcript as partial. The transcript is spliced from 15 exons. The record is from RefSeq and is a predicted model, not a curated record.
CCUCGCCCGCCAGCCGCCAGUGUCGCUCGACCAGGGCAGGGAUGUGGUCGGCCCGCACGAGCAGCACGAGCGACAGCAGACGUUAGGCCCCAGGCCAGCAGCUGCAGGCGGUGCUGCGGGACCCCGACGACCGAGGGAGGACAUGGCGCACUAGGCCUGCGCCCACCCGCACCGCGCCGUCGACACCGCCCCCCGCCCCAGACGCCGAGGUCGCCAGCCGCCACGAUGGGCGACAACUCGUCACCAGACAAGAACUUCAAGAAGAAACUCAUCGACAAUGUCAAGAAAGAGGUCAAGCAGAUUAUGGAGGAGGCCGUCACCAAGAAGUUCGUACACGAGGACAGCAGCUCCGUCACUUCCCUCUGCGCUGCCGUGGAGGCGUGCCUGAGCCAGGGGCUCCGCCGCAGGGCCCUGGGCCUCUUCAAGACGUCCUCCACCACGGCGCUGCUGCACAAGGUGGCCAAGAACUUCGCCCCUGCCGAGGUCGUGUCCAGGCGGGUCCAGGAGAUUGAAAACGCGGACCCCACACGACCAGCUCGCCAACCUCGGAGGCAUUUUGCGAUCGCUACACCCGGACAGCUGAGGCGCUCCAGCUCCAGCGGCGACUCCACCAGCCGGCCCGCCAAGCCGCCGCUCCAGAAGAAGAACUCGUCGGGCGCCGUGCUCGCCUCGCCCCGCUACCUGUGGAUCCGACUCGCCCUCUUCGAGAAGCACCUCGCCAAGAUAAUCGACCACCUGGUGCAGAACAGCAACAAGUACUACGAAAAAGACUCGCUCGUCGCGGACCCCGACUAUGGCUCCAUCCUCAGCUCUCUACUUGUUGGGCCGUGCGCGCUGGACUUUUCCCGCACCAAGACGCAAGACCACUACUGGACGGACCCUCCAGCCGACGAGCUGGUCCAGCGACACCGCAUCUCGAGUGGCCACAACACCCCUCCUGCGGGCAGGAGGCCCGCACUCAACUUCCGGCGCUCGCUGCACGGCGUAAGCUCGGAGGAGGGGAUGCGACAGGCCCCCAAGGACUACGUGGAGUCGUUGCACCAGAACAACCGGGCGACGCUGCUCUACGGGAAGAACAACGUGCUCGUGAUGCCACAAAAGGACCUUGCGCAGGCUAUGCCGGGUUACCUGUCGCUGCACCAAACGUACAACUCGCUCACCAUCAAGUGGACGCCCAACCAACUCAUGAACGGCUACGCCGAGGCGGAGGACAAGGAUAAGAGCAUCUACUGGGACUACGCCAUGAACGUGAAGGUGGACGAGAUCGUGUACGUGCACUGCCACCAGCAGGCAGGGGACAACGGCGGCACGGUGGUGCUGGUCGGCCAGGACGGCGUGCAGCGUCCCCCCAUUCACUUCCCCAAAGGCGGCCACCUGCUGGCCUUUCUGUCGUGCCUGGAGACUGGCCUCCUCCCGAGGGGGCAGCUGGACCCGCCCCUGUGGUCGCAGCGGGGCAAAGCCUCCGUCGCAGAGUUGCGGGAGGAACAGGAGGAGCAAGAGGGCAAAGUGUUCCCCAAGCUGCGACGCCGUGGCCGCAACACGCCCACCACUCGCCUGGCCGAGGACGCGGACGAGUCCACGGAUUACGUGUUCCGCAUCGUGAGCAAGAGCAGCCACGAGGACUUCCUGGCGGGCCAGGACCUGCUCGAGCCCCGGUCGUGGACAGACGCCGUGGGGCAGGCGCUGGGCCAGGGCGCCUCCCAGGCUCGCGGCCGCAUGCGUGCCGCCCUGGCCUCCACCUCGACGGCCUCCUCCACGUCGUCGUCUAAGUCGCUGUCCCUGGAGCCCAGCAUCAGCCUGUCGGCCGGGUCAGCGGGCUCCCAGGCCAGUCAGGAUCCUCCGCACACCCCUAAACUCACGACAGG